AGCUUUCUAUAGCAAUUUCACAGCCAGCAUUACCGGCAGCCGCCCUGAGUUCUGUGUCCGGCGUCCGCACAGUAACCAAGCAGAAACCCGUGUUGGGCCAUUUUUGAAGGAGAAGCCGAGAGAGUUACAGAGGAAGUUCGUUCUUCCAUGGCUGCCACUCGCCGGUAUUCCUGCAAGACUGCAGCAGAAACCCUAGAUUGGAUUAACGCUAUCGCCGACUUCUUGUUACGCUUCAGAUCUCUCAUCGACGCCCACGUCGUCAAUUUUUUUAAGGACAGGCUUUGGGAGACGAUAGACAACCAAUGGAUGGAAUGCCUCAGGAAGGAGUCUGUAGAGAAUUUAUUGGGUAUACCAUCUGCGCUGGUUCAGGAGCACUGGCCUUCUUCGCUUAGAGAGUUCGUAGCCACAUUGAGGUCUCUCGUGCUACCUAGAGAGCAGAAUUUGUCAAAUGCAAUUUUGGAAAAUUUCCAUGCAGUUCCACUUGGCAGCGUUCUCUCUCAAGGAAUGAAUUCAAAGAAAAAACAUGAGGUAGAAAUACUAGCUGCUGCUGUUAGCACUGUUGCUCGUGGUGUUAAUGCCCAGAAGAUCAUUGAUGUUGGUUCAGGACAGGGUUACCUUUCACAAGUUCUAUCAUUUGAGUAUCAGCUUUCCGUGGUAGCAAUAGAUUCUUCUUUACACCAUUCAUCUGUUACGAGUGCUCGUGCAAAUAGAAUAAAGAAGCAUUAUGCAGCCAAACUGCAUAAACUUCAACAUGGAGAUGAACUUCUAAAGGUGCCUCAGACUGUCACUUGCCAAGUACUUUCUAGCGAAUCUCUUGCGGCUUUAAGCAUAAGGACAGUAGAUGAUCAUAUACAAGCUGAUGGUAUGGGGAGUAGUGCAGAAACAACUUUCCUCAGAAGUUCCGAAUCUGAUGUAUAUAAAGCUUCUAGUUUAUGUAAAAACGGGAAUAUAGGAUAUUUAGUUCUUGCUGGGCUUCAUGCUUGUGGGGAUCUGUCAGUAAACAUGUUAAGGGCAUUUGUAGACUGUGAGCAAGUGAAAGCUCUUAUUAACGUUGGUUGUUGUUACAACUUAGUCUCCGAAGAAAGUUCUGAGAAGACGAGCAUGAUAUCUGGUUUCCCACUGAGCAAUGGUGCCAAAUUGUCUGGGUUAACUCUUGGAAAAAAUGCACGUGAUCUUGCUUGUCAGAGUGCGGAGAGGUGGAAAAGCUUGACAAAAAAAGCUGCUCUGCAGAAUUUUGAGUUGCAUGCAUUCCGUGCCACCUUUCAAAUGAGAGUAGAAGUACAAACUCAAAAGCAUUUUCAGAGCAGCCCUGUCAUUCUGAAGUAUAUGAAGAAGCUCGAUAUUCUACAUGCUCUGACAGAUAUGUACUCUUUGAAGAAUUCAGCAAGUCUGGACUAAAGCAUCUUGGGUUGGAAAGUCCACAGGACUUCAACUUGAUUGAACUAUGGAUGAGAGCUAAACCUUUCUUUGAAUUCAUAGGUCCAUACUGGUCUCUACGCGCUUCCUUGGGGCCACUGAUUGAAACUUAUAUUUUACUAGAUAGAUUGUUGUUUCUUCAAGAGCAUGGUAAUUUUGCAGAAGUACAGUUGGUUCCAUUAUUUGAUCCGACCCUGUCACCGAGAAAUGUAGCAAUCGUGGCACGAAAAAUUGAUGCAAAUAUAGCCAAUACAUAAAGUGGUAGUUGUUCUAUUUUUUAUCCUCUGUGUAUACCUUUGAUCUAACUGUUUAGUGCUAAGCUGUGACAGUGUUCUUUGGGUUCAAUAAAUUCAUAUUUUUCCCAUAAAGUGACUUGAAUCCUUGAAAAGUGCUUGCUUUUCCUUUAUGUAAGUAUAAUGCCCUUUCAAUGACUUUUCAGAACAUAGUUCUAACUCA
This is a messenger RNA of Dendrobium catenatum, 1872 nucleotides long. RefSeq names its product protein RRNAD1. The record is from RefSeq and is a predicted model, not a curated record. NCBI's taxonomy places the organism in Eukaryota, Viridiplantae, Streptophyta, Magnoliopsida, Asparagales, Orchidaceae.